Messenger RNA from Ostreobium quekettii, 742 nucleotides. NCBI's taxonomy places the organism in Eukaryota, Viridiplantae, Chlorophyta, Ulvophyceae, Bryopsidales, Ostreobiaceae. The record is from the annotation of a GenBank genome assembly.
AUGGCGGGGGCCGUCGGCCUGGGUUGCAGCGGAUGGGCCGGUCGGCCGAUCUGCCCGAAUCAACAAUGGGACUACCCUUUGGCAAGGCAGUUUGGCGGCGCGGCGGGAGACAGAAUGUGGGCAUCUGAGUGGGGAUCGAACUUCGCCGAUCGCCGAGGCUGCUGCACUUCGCCCGUGGUGGCUCGCCCGGACGCCUGUGGGGCCUCUGUCACCACUACCAUGGACGACCUGCUGGCGCGAGCGCUGCUGAAGGUCGCGUCUGAGGAGCAGAUGCUGGCGGCCGGCCACGCGAAGGCGCUGAUGGCGAUGGCUGCUGAAAGGCACGAGGAGCAUCGGACCCGUGGAGGGCGCGGGCGGCGCCGUGACGCCCUCUGUGGCCUGAGGCCCACGGCGCCAUCGACGGGGACCGACGGGCUUAGAGAUGGGGAUAAUUGCAUGGAGGACCUGGUCCAAGGCAUAACGGGGGCUCGCCUUCUGAAGAACGGGUCCGUCGAGGUCCGCACGACCCUGUUGGUAGCAGGAUUCAUCAUAGGCUCUGGAGGCAGCUCAAUCCGUGAAAUCGUUGAGAGGACAGGCGCCGAGAUAUCUUCGUGGAUGCUGCCAAAGUCGCCAAAACGCAAAGCCGGCGGUAGAGUCCGCGUGUUUGCCAUCUCGGGCUCGCCCCAGUCAAUCAGGCAAGCCCUCUCCAUCUUCUUGGCCGCAGUGUCUCGCUACAAGCAGCUGGUUGAGGGGAGUCACGCUG